This is a messenger RNA of Drosophila simulans, 1456 nucleotides long. Its product is annotated as sentrin-specific protease 1. Gene Ontology annotation, molecular function: deSUMOylase activity. The transcript has a single exon. The record is from RefSeq and is a predicted model, not a curated record. Gene Ontology annotation, cellular component: nucleus. Lineage: Eukaryota; Metazoa; Arthropoda; Insecta; Diptera; Drosophilidae. Gene Ontology annotation, biological process: protein desumoylation. The coding region runs from base 162 to 1382 and encodes 406 amino acids.
AAAAGAAACUAUCGACGAACUAUGUUAAAUCUAGACAGCAGAGAAUCUACUGUCAAUUCGAUUUGAAAUAAGAGGACCAACAUUUUUUUCAUUUGUGCGACGGUGUUCGCCUUGUCAACACCUUACGAACUAUCAUUCAACAUAGUCAACAUCUAACAAUCAUGAACAGCGUGCUGGCGUUUGAGAAGGAGAUCGUGGAGAAAUCUAAAUAUCUGGAUCUAAUCAAAAAAGAGUGUCAGGAUUACCCUAUGACCAAGACAAUGCCAGUUCUAAAGCAGCCUGAGAAUUCCCAGGAUCAAGAGGAGGACCUUGUAAUGGCCGUGCAAGAUAAACUGAAAUUUAUCCGCAAACUAACCGACAAUGGUCCCGCACUUCCGACACCACUAAAACUUAGUGAAAAGCAGGAAAUAGUUGAGAUACCAAAGGUGGUACAGUCAAAGAAAGUUGACCGUAAAACGAAACUGCUGCACGCCUUGCCAUCGUACCUAUGUGGCUCCAUAUUUUUAAGGUCCAACUAUGUCGAGGAAUUUCGGCGUAGGACGGAUGAAAGAAACGAGUUAAAUAGAAAGCGGUUGAAUGAAGCACAUCAGUUGUACUUAAAAGCCAAACAAGAGAGAAUUGCAUACGAAGCCGGUAGACAUAAGAAGCUGAUCCUGACGCAUUCCGUCCAUGUGAUCGAGGAGAUACCAAUCAGCAGCGAAUUGAUUCCGCUGACCAAAGAGCAACAUGAUUGGUUGAUGGAACUAUCUAAGUGUCCACUGCAGGAGGUAAUUGCGACCAAGUUCAAGUUGGACAUCCGCGGCAGUGAUAUCAAAGUCCUGACCGAUGGCGCCUGGCUCAACGACAAUAUAAUCAACUUCUACAUGAACCUACUGGCUGAGCGAUCGGAGAAGCGUCCUGGACAAGUGCCCAGCGUGUAUGCCAUGAGCACGUUCUUUGUGCCCCGCCUGCGGGAAAGUGGCUUCGAUGGCGUAAAACGCUGGACUAGAAAGGUGGAUCUAUUUAGCAAGGACAUCAUACUUGUGCCUGUUCACUACAACGGCGUUCACUGGUGCCUGGUCAUAAUCGAUUUGCCGGCGAAAACAAUGCUCUACUACAAUUCAAUAGGCGUUGGCGACUCGAAACUGAUGCGAGCACUAGUGAAUUACCUUCAAAUGGAGUCGAUGGACAAGCGCGGACUCUCAUUGGACACCAGCGACUUUCGUAUGGAGGAUGCCCAAAAUGUGCCGCAACAAGGCAACACGAACGAUUGCGGCGUUUUCGUCUGCAUGUUCGCAGAAUACCGAACCCGGGAUGCUCCGAUAACGUUUUGCCAGAAAGACAUGAAAUAUUUUCGCACCAAGAUGGCUCUGGAAUUGACCAGCGGCCAGCUGUGGAAGUAGGUGUCCUCCUAAAUAGGGUUUACUUUUUAUAGAUUGAGCUGAGCCAUGUUAUACAAUAAAAAAACAAAAAUAAA